Messenger RNA from Anguilla anguilla (European eel), 986 nucleotides. RefSeq names its product thymidylate kinase-like. The transcript is spliced from 4 exons. Gene Ontology annotation, biological process: dTDP biosynthetic process; dUDP biosynthetic process; dTTP biosynthetic process. Gene Ontology annotation, cellular component: mitochondrion; cytoplasm; cytosol. NCBI's taxonomy places the organism in Eukaryota, Metazoa, Chordata, Actinopteri, Anguilliformes, Anguillidae. The record is from RefSeq and is a predicted model, not a curated record. The coding region runs from base 687 to 986 and encodes 99 amino acids. Gene Ontology annotation, molecular function: dTMP kinase activity; ATP binding.
GCUACUGUGCAUGAACAUAUGGCAUGAACACAAUAACUCAGAAUUGGAUUUUCUGAACAGUAGGUGGCGCAGUCUGACAAAAAAAGCCAUGCACUUUCCACUUGAAAUGCAGUAUAUAUUGUAAUUGAGUAAUAUUUCAAUAAACAUUGUAUGUUGCAGGUAGUACACUUUUUUAUUGUAAAGUUCGAUAACGUAAUACAUAGUUCAUGUAUUUUCCAGAGAGUUACUCUUGUGAUGUGCUUACAAAUCAGAGUUUUACGGGUCUUUCACAGCACGAGAACGUUUCCCCAUCCUGCUGCGUGGCAAGUGAACUUUAUUCUACCCAAAACAAGAAAAACGCGUUGGUUGGAAAGACCCGAAUGGCUUGCUUACACUGUUUGCAUCCGAUAGCCUACUUACUUAUUAUUUCCAGAUUAAGGAAACAGAUAGGCCUGCUAAUUGAAAUGCACCAUGUAGAAAGAGGGGCUCUAAUUGAACUGGAAGGGGUGGACUGGGCCGGAAAGACUAAGCAGUGCAAGAAGCUUGUCCAGGCACUCCAGAACAGUUGGUCGACCAGCUGAAAUGUUUACCUGGAAGAUUACCUGGAAAUUUUGAUUUAUUUUCUGCCUUCAUUCGGAAAAAGAGGCUUCCCUGGCAUAUUGUGAAGACCUGGUAUUUCUACAGACAGAACUACAGAGAUAGGUAGGAUGAGGCAGAAGUUACAGCAAGGCAUCAGUCUGGUGGUGGACAGGUACACCUUCUCAGGUGUGGCAUUCACCAGCGCCAAGCCGGGCUUCGGUAUAGAGUGGCGUAGGAGCCCAGAUGUGGGCCUGCCCAAGCCAGACCUGGUGGUGUACCUGCAGGUGAGCCCUGCGGUGGCAGCACAGCGGGGGGAGUUCAGGGCUGAGCGCUGUGAGACCAGUGACCUCCAGAAGUCUGUGCUACGGAGGUUCCAGCAGUUCAAGAAGGAGCCCUCCCUCAACUGGCAGGUGGGAAACCACCGCUAG